AUGAGCGCGAUUCUUUCAGCAGACGAUUUGAACGACUUUAUAUCCCCAGGAGUCGCAUGUAUAAAACCUGUUGAGACUUUACCUGUUGCGAGGCCUUCUGCGGAUAAUGAACUCGAAAUAUCCUUCAACACCGACGCCCCCCUUCCAUCUGAUUUACCCCCUGCGCAAAUAUCUCUCACAGACUGUCUCGCAUGCUCAGGAUGUGUGACAUCCGCCGAAGCCGUUCUCGUAUCCUUACAAUCGCAUGCUGAAGUAUUAUCACAAUUAGAUUCGGCACCUGGUCUUCGCCUACAUAAAAGUGCGACAGGUAUAAGCGUGGAGGGACUCGAACAAGGAGGAAAAAUAUAUGUCGCAAGCGUGAGUCCACAGUCGCGAGCAAGUAUUGCGGCGACUUUUGGAGUCACCGAACGAGAAGCAGGUUAUAUGAUUGAGCAUCUACUCAGUGGACCAAAGGGGAUAAAGAAUCGAGCGGUUUAUAGGAAUGCAUUUCAAUGGGUAGUGGAUACGAAUAUCACAAGGGAGGCAUGUUUGGUACUUGGAGCUGAGGAAGUUAUAGCUUCUAUGAACGGCGCAGAAGAAACCAAGAAACCUAUUCUGACAUCUUCAUGUCCUGGAUGGGUAUGCUACGCGGAAAAGACACACCCACACGUUUUACCACAUUUAUCACGCAUGAAGUCACCACAAGCAUUGAUGGGAACUCUUAUUAAGACGACAUUGAGUCGAAAACUUGGCAUUUCACCUGAGAGGAUAUGGCAUGUAGCGGUUAUGCCAUGUUUCGAUAAAAAGUUAGAAGCUAGUCGAGAGGAAUUGACCGACGCCGUUUGGGAAGGGACUGGAACCCGGGGCGUUAGAGAUGUUGAUUCUGUUAUCACGAGUAAGGAGUUACUCAUGCUCGCAGAUUCUAGGCGUAUCGACUUUUCCAAAUUACCUCGGACUCCAUUACCUUCAUCCUCGCACAUACCAUUCCCAGAUCCAACAUUAAACUCUUUUCUUUUCCCAUCUAAUCGCAGAAGUAGCGGCAAUGGUAGCCGCGAGGCUGGUUCUUCUGGUGGAAACCUUCAUUAUGCCCUUCAUUAUUUUGCAUCGCAGCAUAAGGGAUCAUCCGUCCAGACAAUCAAAGGCCGUAACGCAGAUGUUGUGGAUUAUACUGUUGUCGCAGAUAAUGGCGACAUAUUACUCAAGGCGGCUCGAUACUAUGGAUUCCGAAAUAUACAAAAUCUUGUUCGACGAUUAAAGCCAGCCAAGCCGUCUCGAAUGCCAGGUGGUAAACCAAUUGGAAGUGCCAGGCGGCCGAAUGGUAAAGCUACUGGUCCCGAUUAUACGUAUGUCGAGGUCAUGGCUUGUCCGGGCGGAUGUACUAACGGAGGUGGUCAGAUUAAGGUUGACGAUCCAAUAAACACAAGUCGAUUAGAAGGUGAUGCGAAACCUGGUCCACAAGAACAGAAACUGUGGCUGGCCCAAGUCGACGAGGCGUACUUCUCUGGAGAAGAAAACGCUGAGUCUCCGAGUGUAGAUGGACGUGAUGAUUCAGUUGAAGGAAUUUCACCUUCAUACAUUAAAGAUACCCUGUUGCAUUGGGCGACAAUAACAGGCCUAGAUCUGGAUAGAUUGGUGUAUACGACUUAUAGGGAGGUCGUCAGUGAUGUCGGUAAGAACGCUGGUGACGCAGAAAGGGUGAUAGAAAUCGCCAAUAAGAUUGGCGGAGGCUGGUAG
This is a messenger RNA of Botrytis deweyae, 1713 nucleotides long. RefSeq lists its product as uncharacterized. The record is from RefSeq and is a predicted model, not a curated record. Gene Ontology annotation, molecular function: 4 iron, 4 sulfur cluster binding. Gene Ontology annotation, cellular component: cytosolic [4Fe-4S] assembly targeting complex. The transcript is spliced from 2 exons. Gene Ontology annotation, biological process: iron-sulfur cluster assembly. Bases 1 to 1713 code for a protein of 570 amino acids. Lineage: Eukaryota; Fungi; Ascomycota; Leotiomycetes; Helotiales; Sclerotiniaceae.